UCUACAAAAAUUUGUUGUAUCUAGAUACUACAUACUAGACCUAGAUCUAGAUCUAGUAGUUGCAGAGAAAUGCUUUUUAUUUCUCUCCAACAACUAGUGUCACUGCAAUUUUAGGAGCUCCAGAGAAACAAGUUGAGAUUUGUAUCAUGAGAUUUGUAUCAUGAGAUUUGUAUCAUGAGAUUUGUAUCAAAGAAUGCAUCUGUUUACAUUGUAUUAUCUUCUUAAAGUGAUUUUAAUUAAGAAGAGUUUGCUUUCAGAUUUGGCAGCCGCGGAAUCGGACGAUGAUUCCAAUGACUACGAUAAUUUCUACAAGAAGUUUGACUUUCCAAGCAAUAUAUGUGAGCACGUGAAGACACCAGUGAGAGAUCAGCUCCUUGUCCAGGUCUUUAAGAAAAGUGGCUCCCUCAACAUCAUCUGUGACACUAGGAAUGACGGAGGGAGAUGGCUCUUGUUUCAAAGUCUUUCUUUCAAAGCGCGCUCUUUCAAUGCAAACUGGGAAGCUUUCAAGGGCGGCUUUGGAAAUGAUUACACUGACUUCUGGCUUGGGAAUGAGUUUCUCCAUCGUCUGACCACAUUCGAUAAUUAUGAAUUUCGAUACGACAUGAAAAUGAAUGGGCAGAGCUAUUACGCACAGUACGACCACUUUAAGGUGUUUGAUGAAAAUCACUCUUACCAGCUGGAAAUCGGUCAAUACAUAGGGGGCAAUACCACGACUGACUUAAAGAAACACAAUGGCGCGGCGUUCAGCACCCGGGAUAGGGAUAAUGAUAAGUCAGAAGGGUCUUGCGCUGAAACGUACCAAGCUGGUUGGUGGUACACUGAUUGCGGUCCACUGAUCCUGAAUUCGCCGCAGGCAGAAGAUAAUGAAACUAGGUCUAUCGUGUUCCUGAAAAUGCGCCUUCAUUUAGAUGGUUAAAUGUUUUAAAUGAUCCUGGAUAAUUACUAACAAGUGUAUUUAUAUUAACUCCAAAAAAAAAAAAUGUGUUCGUUUGUUUUAUUA
Molecule: messenger RNA, 1000 nt
Organism: Biomphalaria glabrata
Lineage: Eukaryota; Metazoa; Mollusca; Gastropoda; Planorbidae
Product: ficolin-1-like
Exons: 5
Coding region: 194-916 (240 amino acids)
Source: RefSeq, a predicted model, not a curated record